Esox lucius (northern pike) is the source of this 2084-nucleotide messenger RNA. It is a transcript of the gene hibch, whose product is annotated as 3-hydroxyisobutyryl-CoA hydrolase. Lineage: Eukaryota; Metazoa; Chordata; Actinopteri; Esociformes; Esocidae. Bases 69 to 1220 code for a protein of 383 amino acids. Gene Ontology annotation, cellular component: mitochondrion. Gene Ontology annotation, molecular function: 3-hydroxyisobutyryl-CoA hydrolase activity. The transcript is spliced from 14 exons. The record is from RefSeq and is a predicted model, not a curated record. Gene Ontology annotation, biological process: L-valine catabolic process.
CGGCUGCAUUCAAGGAAGCGCAAACUGGCCGAUCGGUUUCGUCUCAAGCUGCUCAGAAAAUACAAGCAAUGUCAAAACAUAUUUUGAGUAAUACGAUCAGGUUAAGGUCCCUCUGCAGAUUGCAAAUACUACAAGGACAGAUGAUGUCAAGUCAAGCUGGGACUGAGGUGCUUUUGGAGAAAGUGGGGAAUGCUGGGGUGAUCACCCUGAACCGCCCCAAAGCACUGAAUGCCCUCAACGUGAACAUGAUCCGUCUCAUGUACCCCCAGCUCAAGAAAUGGGAGACGGACAAGGAGACUGAUAUUGUUAUCAUCAAAGGAGCUGGGGGGAAAGCCUUCUGUGCAGGUGGAGACAUCAGAGCUGUGACUGAAGCUGGGAUGGUAGGAGAUCCUCUUGCUAAGGACUUCUUCCGUGAAGAAUACAUCCUGAACAAUACUAUUGGAACAUAUCAGAAACCAUAUGUGGCCCUGAUUGAUGGGAUAACAAUGGGAGGGGGUGUGGGCCUAUCGGUCCACGGCCGGUUUCGGGUGGCCACUGAGAAGACUUUAUUUGCCAUGCCGGAGACAGCAAUCGGACUGUUCCCUGAUGUGGGUGGUGGCUACUUCCUGCCAAGGCUGCAGGGCCAGCUGGGUCUCUUCCUGGCCCUAACGGGUUUCCGCCUCAAAGGACGUGAUGUCCAGAAAGCAGGAGUUGCUAGCCACUUUGUGGAAUCUCAGAAGAUUGCAGCCCUUGAAAAGGAGCUGGUGGACUUAAAAGCACCAUCCAUUGAAGACAUCGCCAGAGUUUUGGACUCCUAUCAGAAAAAGAGCAGUCUGGAUGCUGAGAAGCCAUUUGUCCUUGAGAAACACAUAGAUGUGAUUGAUAAGCUAUUUCAGUCCAGCAGUGUGGAGGGGAUUGUAUGCAACCUGAAGGCAGACGGCUCUCCAUUCGCUCAGAAACAAGCUGAGACACUCGCCAAAAUGUCUCCCAUGUCACUGAAGAUAACCUUCAAGCAGAUUCAGGCUGGACGCACCAUGACUUUGCAGGAGGUUUUGGUGAUGGAGUACAGACUAAGUCAAGCCUGCAUGGUGAAGGGCAGUGACUUCUAUGAGGGUGUCAGGGCAGUCUUGGUUGACAAGGACCAAAGUCCCAAGUGGAACCCAUCCACACUGGAGGAAGUCUCAGAUAAGAGUGUGGAGGACUGCUUCUUGUCUCUGGAGGAGCAUGACCUCAAGCUCUAAUAGCGGCCCUAAAGAUAAAAACACCACACCCUCCCACUUGGGAGGUUUUUCUUCUAGCAAGAUUCUAGCAGGAUUCAUCAGAUACCAGGUUCUCACUGGAAUUUGACCUCAUGACUCAAUGGUUAUACAGUUGGACAGGAGAGGAGGAAAGGGAUAUACAGUAUAGAUGUUGGUCUCAGACAUCCUACAGUAGUCAUUCAGUGUCCUCUCACAACAGCAGUAUUGGAAAGAGCAUUGUUGUUGGGGGGGGGGGGGGGGUAGAGACAGAUUACCUCACCAUUUAGUGCAUUAUAACAUUACUGCUAUAAUGACUUUUAAAUAAAAUCAGCAUGGAUUCAAAGUGCAAUAUCUUUUGAGUGAUCGUCCUUAAGAUGAUGACACAUUAAAUCUGUUCUCUUUGUAUUAGAUUUACUAAUUUGUUGUUUUUUAGAUUUGUGUUAUCUAGCUAGCUGGAUACAAAAUGUGUAAUGCUGAAUACAUUCUAGAACUAUGGGUAAAGCAAUUAGCUUGGCAUUAGAAAUCCUUUGCAAAAGUGAAAAAUGAGUUACUUCAAACUGAUUCUACAUAUAUCAGUCAAUAUAAAUAAUGAAAAUACAUUUUUGAAAGUCAGUCUGGCGGCAUACUAAAUGGACCUUGUUAUUUCCUAAGGGACAUUUUUGCUGUUACAGUGGUAAAAACAGUAGGUAAAUGGGUGGAGCUGCUAGGUAAGAAAUUGUGUCCCUGUUUUAAGUGUUAUCAGAUGGUUAUCAUGGCACUUGUUGAGAUACUGUCCUGUUUUGUUUCUGACUGUCUCUCCCAUACAUUUCCCAGCAAUUCAAUGCCUAUACUGCCUGAUUUCAACAUCAGUAAAAAAAAAAAACUAUA